Molecule: messenger RNA, 1532 nt
Organism: Dalotia coriaria
Lineage: Eukaryota; Metazoa; Arthropoda; Insecta; Coleoptera; Staphylinidae
Gene: Arfip
Product: ADP ribosylation factor interacting protein arfaptin
Exons: 3
Coding region: 236-1210 (324 amino acids)
Biological process (GO): intracellular protein transport; regulation of Arp2/3 complex-mediated actin nucleation
Cellular component (GO): trans-Golgi network membrane
Molecular function (GO): protein domain specific binding; phospholipid binding
Source: RefSeq, a predicted model, not a curated record
GCAGCAAGUCACCAUCAUCACAAACGUCAGAAAAGAGUCGGGAACGUCAGAAACACCGAAUGCUACGUUGAUUCCGCCGAUUCCGGCAAACUCAUCAAACGGAACUCUCUUAAGUUCCCCUGCAUCUGCCCAAAUACUACCAAUUUUCAACAAAUUCCUCCAUUCGGAACUUUACAGGGGUCCUAUCCACAUGAACACAAAGUCAUCAUAAUCACAGUCACAAUCAUUUUCAAUCAUGAGCGGAAUAAAAUCCAGCCAGUCCGAGCGAACGUCCAUCCACGAAAUGCUCAAAGAAGCUUCUGACUCCACAGAAACAAACAACACAAAAAACUCCACUCAUGAGUCAACCACCACAAGCAGUGCGCCCAAACUGGCCAGUAUACCAAACAGCACCAGUUCCCCAGCAAUCAUGGCUGCAGCCAACGGUCAAGGCGGCCAGGAGACGUCCACAAUCUACCGCAGUCAGUCCCGGAUAGAAUUGCUCAAGAACUGGUCCAUAUCUGCUUACAAAUGCACCAAGCAGCUGAUGUUUGAAAAGCUUGGCAAAUCAUCGAGGACAGUUGAUACUGAACUUGAGUCUCAGAUUGAGUGCUUGAGAGACACCCAGAAGAAAUACGCGAAUGUGCUUAGAUUAGCGCGGGGGUUAACGAAUCAUUUUUAUAACGUCGUUCAAACUCAACAUGCCUUAGGCGAAGCUUUUUCGGAAUUAGCACAAAAAUCCCCCGAGUUACAAGAAGAGUUCAUGUACAACUCGGAAACGCAGCGAAAUCUGACGAAAAACGGCGAAACUCUUCUCGGCGCUCUCAAUUUCUUCACAUCUUCAGUGAGCACGCUCUGCAACAAAACAAUGGAAGAUACAAUGCAGAGUGUUAAGCAGUAUGAGGCCGCACGUAUCGAAUAUGAUGCUUAUCGUUCGGAUUUGGAGACGAUGACAGGCCGUGGCGAUGGUACAGUUGACUUGGAGGAUGCGCAGGCUGGAUACGAACGUCACCGGCAGCAUUUUAUGAAACUGCGCGCUGAGGUGGCUGUUAAGUUGAAAUUCCUCGAUGAGAAUCGCAUCAAGGUGAUGCACAAACAGCUGCUGUUGUUCCACAACGCUGUAUCGGCGUACUUUUCGGGUAAUCAAGCCGCGCUGGAUGCUACGCUGAAGCAGUUCAAUAUUAAGGUGAAGACGCAGAGCUCCAUGAUCACGUCGUGGAUAGAACAAUAACGAGCAGGGGCUGAAGCUGCGAGGUUCAUUUGAUUUCUAGUCAUUCCGAAGAUGUGAAGAUGAGAAGGUUUUUUAUUGAUUUAUUUAUGUCGACCUAGUGGUAAGUUUUUUUUUUAAAUAUUGGUUUAACUAUUUAUUUGUGAUUUUGUCUGAUGAUGACGACUGGGAUCAGUGGAAGUAUUCGACGGUUUUUCGACGCUUUUAUACUUAUACGAGGCUUUAAUUUGUUUGUGUUUGUUUUGUAAGUGUACUUGUAAUAUGUAACUGGUACGACUAGUACUAACCACCGCAUUGAUUCGUAUUAAACUUAACACGAUUACUA